Messenger RNA from Lactuca saligna, 1048 nucleotides. Lineage: Eukaryota; Viridiplantae; Streptophyta; Magnoliopsida; Asterales; Asteraceae. The record is from the annotation of a GenBank genome assembly.
AUGGGAAAUGUAACCUCAAACAUAGCUGCAAAAUUUGCAUUUUUCCCACCAGAACCACCAUCGUAUGAUGUUUUUAGAGACGAAGAAGAUACACCAAAUGGCGAUAAAAGAUACUGUAUUACAGGGCAGAUGCAAGAACUAUUUAUCGAGCUCAGAGCUCACCUCAGACUCAAUAUCAUGAGUUAUGACUACUCGGGAUAUGGAGCAUCAACGGGGAAGCCGUCUGAACUCAACACAUACUACGACAUAGAGGCAGUGUACAAUUGUUUGAAGGACAAAUAUGGAAUUAAACAAGAAGACAUCAUCUUAUACGGCCAAUCCGUUGGCAGUGGGCCCACGUUACACUUGGCAGCUCGGUUACAAAGGUUGAGAGGCGUUGUUCUACAUAGCGCCAUUCUUUCAGGAAUACGAGUUUUAUAUAAUGUCAAGAUGACAUUUUGGUUCGAUAUAUUCAAGAACAUCGACAAAAUACAGAAAGUUAGCUGUCCGGUUUUAGUUAUACACGGAACAAACGAUGACAUUGUUGACUUUUCACAUGGGAAACGAUUAUGGGAACUUGCAAAAGAAAAGUAUGACCCAUUAUGGGUUCAAGGUGGAGGCCAUUGCAACAUUGAAACAUACCCAGAGUACAUAAGGCAUUUGCGCAAGUUUAUAAGUGCAAUGGAGAAGGUGUCGGUUUCAAAGCCAAGUAAGCAAAGAAGUUCUUCGGGACCAAGUAUGACAGGUGUCAAACACAACAAAUGUUUGAGAUUUGGUAAAAAGUAGAUGUAAUUUUGUGUUGAUGUUUGAGAAAUUAUGCAUAAAUCUUGGCUGUUUGAUUCGUUUUUGGUUGAAUUCGAGUGAGUUUUGUUGUUGUUUCUACUCGGCGUAUUCGAUUGGGGUUCUUGUGUAAUUAGGAUCAUUGAUUUUUUAAGUAGAUGUUAGAAAUUUUAUGUAAUGAAAAAACCCCACGAAUUGUUGUGUUGUGAAUUUGGUUUUAUUUGUUGUUCACUACUUGUGGGCAAAGAUUUUAUUGGUUUUUUAAUGAUGCAUAUUUUAACAAAAGAUA